AUGAAGCGCGCGGUCGAGUCCGAUACCGAAAAUGCAGCGCAGAAACGUCGUCGGCAACCCCAAGUCUCGUGCGACUCGUGCCGCAAGAAAAAGCUCAAGUGCGACCGCGGAGACCCGUGCUCGAGCUGUGUGAUGCGCGGUUUGCUAUGCGCAGGACAGCCGGGGUCACAAAAACCCCCUGCGGAACCAAGCCGUAUCCCAGCGUUGAGCGAGAACGGUGGCGAGUCCAUUCUUAGGCGGCUCCGGACGUUGGAGCAAGCUGUGUUCGGAGCGGCGUCGUCCACCGACGCCGGAUCUUCCGCGGACCAGCUGGGGGAUGUCUUGGAACCUGCAAGGAAGAAGAUGCCAAGACCAUCCCGAAUGCCGCGCAGUCCCAGUCUCUUGUCACGCCGUCCUCAGCAUCGUGGGAUCGUGGACAAUGAACGGCAGCAAACAGCAAAGUUCCUCGAUUCGACAUUCACGAGAAAUGGUCUCAACGUCACUCUUCCGGUCAACAAGGUGGAUUACCACGUCGCCAAUGUCUCCCAAUUCCCAAAGACACCAUCAAGCAUCACCCCAGGCCUCACACCAACUGAUGACUCGGAAGCAAGACUGUCAACCUGGCUGAUGCCUCGAGAAGAGGCGUUGUUGCUACUUCAAGACUUCCUCGACAACCCCUUUCAUCUCCUUCCCAUCCUUCAUCCAUUUACGACGAAAUCGAUGGUUGUUAACUUCUACUCCGUCCUUUCUCGCGGGGGUGACCCCAACCCAGCACACGCUGCACUGAUUCUAGGCAUCGCAGCUACGAGCGCUUUCUUUUUCACCGGGGGGUCUCAAGCCAAUGGAACUUUUGAGUCUUCUGAAGAAGCAACACAUACCGCCCUAGCCUGGUUCAAAUCCUCUUUCAAUAUCCUGCAAAAGUCACAACAAACUACAUGCGGCUGUCUCGAAGAGGUGCAAGCACGGUCGGUGCUCGCUUACUUGGUCUACAAUAUGGAAGGCUGCUCUGCUCGAUUCAGGUUUCUUCAUGGGUGUUCGUUGUCAGCCGCUCGGGAAAUGAGCCUGCAUCUGAUCGAUAGCCCCGGCUCGGAGCAGCAGGAUGAAGAGUCUCUGAGGGAGAUUAAAAGAAGAAUUUGGUGGCACAUUACUGCUACAGAUUGGAUGCUGGGUCUCAUGGGCGGACCUACGGAUGGGACGUACCAUAUACAACCACGACAGAUGAACGUGAAGCAGCCUCGAAAUAUCAACGACGAUGAAGCAAGCCUCUCAAAUGAGACCUUCACCCUGCCCCCGGACACGGCAACUGGGAUGACCUGUUUUAUCAGGCGUAUUCAGCUCGCCGAGAUUGCUCGUUCAGUCAUUGACGCCAGAGCUCCCGGGAUGCCAGAUGCCGAGAUCACAGAUUACGAACAAGUCCUCGAGCUGGACCGCCUCUUUGAAGAUGCGCUUGCCGACUUCCCUCCAUUCCUCCGGCCCGACGGUCCCAUCCCGGAAGACGCACCGCCCUAUCUAUCACUGCAGAGAGAUGUUGUUCUUCUCGGUUUCCUCUCGAGGCGCGCGCGAUUACACCGGCCAUUCCUCCUCCACGACAAACAGGAUGCUCAAUACCAGCCAUCGCGAGAGAUAUGUUUAAGCUCGGCCCGAACAGUCCUCGCAAUUGCCACAAGUCUGCUAAAGGCAUCUCAGGUUAGAGAACCCGUAGAAUCUUUGAGCACCCGAGCAAUUGGUUGCCGCCUGGGCUGUGUCAUUGGCCACAUGUUUAUGGCGUGUACUAUCUUGGCCCUCAACUCUGGGUUUGAUCCGAGUCGUGAAGGCUUCACAGAUGGCAAAGAACCAUGGCCAGUAUCUGAUGCAACAGCAGAGACACAGGCCGAGGUUACCGAGGCAUGCCGCGCUCUAGCAUCUGCCGGAGAAGAAUCUAUGAUUGCUGCGAAACUGGUUCGAAACCUCGCUGCCGUGUUGCGUCACUAUCGCGUCCAGGGAGUGGAUGACGUUGUUCCGUCCGAGUUGGAAGACGAUAGAAGCUCACCUUCAGCAGAUGCCUGGCGUGGCGAUUCUACCGUGGUUGCAGCAGCUGGGGUAAAGCCCGGUCCUGAUGAGGGCCUAGACGCAGGGUAUUCUGGAAUGGCUGGAGAGGAUGCCCUCGGACUGGACAGUCUGUGGAACGACAUCCUUGGGGACACGACCUCGUUUGGAUGGGAUCAGCUGUUGGCCGGACUUGAUACCUAUUGCGGUCCGACUUGA
This is a messenger RNA of Colletotrichum orchidophilum, 2223 nucleotides long. RefSeq lists its product as uncharacterized. The record is from RefSeq and is a predicted model, not a curated record. NCBI's taxonomy places the organism in Eukaryota, Fungi, Ascomycota, Sordariomycetes, Glomerellales, Glomerellaceae. Gene Ontology annotation, molecular function: zinc ion binding; DNA binding; DNA-binding transcription factor activity, RNA polymerase II-specific. The transcript is spliced from 4 exons. Gene Ontology annotation, biological process: regulation of DNA-templated transcription; DNA-templated transcription. The coding region runs from base 1 to 2223 and encodes 740 amino acids.